Molecule: messenger RNA, 741 nt
Organism: Geodia barretti
Lineage: Eukaryota; Metazoa; Porifera; Demospongiae; Tetractinellida; Geodiidae
Source: the annotation of a GenBank genome assembly
AUGGCUGCCGGUGCGCCCUGCGAACCGGUACGCGGCCUGCUGGGCGAGUCGGCCGGCCCCGCGGCCGGGUACGCGGUGCAGCAGCUGAACACCGAGCACUGGCUCAGGGCCGGCAGGCGGGUGAGCGGGCACAAGGUGGGCCUCACCAACAAGGCUGUCCAGGAGCAGCUUGGCAUGGACGAGCCCAUCUGGGGCGUCCUGUACUCCGACAAGUGCCGCACCGACGGUGAUGACAUCGGCGGCACCGGACUGAUCGAGCCGCGGGUUGAAGUCGAGGUGGCGGUGGUGCUCGGCGCCGACCUGGACAAGGGCAGGCACACCGUGGCGGACGUGAUCAGCGCUACGGCCUAUGUGCUGCCCGCGCUGGAGAUAGUCGACAGCCGCAUCGCCUGGGACAUCACCAGCGCCGACAUGAUCGCCGACAACGCGGGCAGCGGCCUCUACGUGCUCGGAACCCGCCCGGUGCCGCUGGCCGCGGUCGAUCUGCGUCGGGUGGAGAUGCGGCUCACAGUCAGCGGAGAGGAGGCGGCCACCGGUUCCGGCGCGGCCUGCCUCGGCAAUCCCUUGAACUCUGUGCUGUGGCUGGCCGACGCCAUGGCCCAGCGCGGCACCCCGCUGCGCGCCGGCGAGUGCAUCAUGACCGGCUCGCUCUGCCCCAUGCAGCCGAUCAGCGAUGGUGACGAGAUCCUGGCCGAGAUCGACGGCCUCGGCACCGUGUCAGCGCUGCUAUCCGCCGCCUGA